AUGUCAGGAAUCUUCGGCAGCGGUAAUGGCAGCAGUAGCGGUGCCGGUGGCAGCGGCGGUUUCUCGUUCGCAAACGCCGGUGCGGGAGCGGCAAACAACAGCCCCUUCGGCUCACCUGCCCCCCCAAAGACUGCUACUGGCGGUCUAUUUGGAGCUACACCAGCUAGCGGUACACAGAACACCGGCUCCGGUCAAUUUGGUGCCCAAAAUAACGCCUCAGGGGCCUCUGCUACACCAGCUGGAGGAUUAUUUGGCAGUGGUGCGGGCGCGGCCAAGCCUUCUUUUGGUGGUACUGGCGCAUUUGGCGCGCAGACUCCUGCUUCUGGUGGUGGAUUAUUUGGUGGGGCUUCUACCACACCUGCCGGUGCUCCACCAACAGCUGUGAAAACGGGCUUGUUUGGUGGUAGUGGUGCUACUGCUGCAAGUGGGGGUGGGGGAUUGUUUAGUGGUGCUGCACAGUCUAACACGACGGCGGCACCCAGCUCAGGUGGGCUCUUUGGCGGUCAACAGCAAUCACAAGCUCAACAGGCUCCAAAGCCCUCUGGUGGGCUCUUUGGAAGCGCCCCCGCUACAACUUCUGCUCCUGCUUCCGGAGGUCUCUUUGGAGGCACUUCGUCUGCUCCUAGCACAGGUGGACUGUUCGGCAAUGCACAGGCUUCCAAUGUGAGCUCUACCCCUGCUGGACCUCCCCCAUCAUCAGGAGGUCUAUUUGGCGCCAAACCCACAGAAACAAAGACGACUUCCGGAGGUCUCUUUGGAAACGCAGCUGCCUCUACGACCCCAGCUACCAAGCCCCCUGGCGGUGGUCUGUUCGGCAAUACUCCUGCCGCAUCGACCACUCCUGCCGCUCCAGCACCAACAACUGGCCAAACUUCGUCCUUGUUCCCCGCAGCCAGGCCGGCGGGCGCUCUUUUUGGCGGAGCUGCUGCCAGCAAGCCCGCUGAGACGCCAGCUUCCUCUGCUCCUUCAGGUGGAUUAUUCGGCACUACCGCUACUAGUAGCGCAGCACCAGCCAGCUCCGCACCUACAGCCACAUCUGGUGCGUCUACUGCACCAGCCAGCGGCGGUCUCUUCGGUGGAACAACCGCCUCAGCUGCUCCUUCCAGCGGCGGUCUCUUCGGUGGAACAACCGCCUCAGCUGCUCCUUCCAGCGGUGGUCUUUUCGGUGGAGCUGCUGCCAGCAAGCCCGCUGAUCUGCCAGCUGCCUCUGCCGCUCCAUCUCUAGGCGGACUUUUUGGCCCCAAACCCACUACCUCCACCCCAGCUCCCGCGGCUUCCACUCCUACAACCUCUGGCGCACCUUCAGGUGGCCUUUUUGGCGGCGCCAGCGCUGCCACAACCCAGGCUGCUACUCCAGCUGCACAAACCCCAGCUGCUGCUACCAACAUCGCUGCCACUGCUCAGACCCCGGCCGCCGCUGCCCCCGCUGCAUUCAACGCUUCCAUCGCUCCACCUCCACAGUCUCGCCUCAAGAACAAGUCCAUGGAAGAGAUAAUAACCCGCUGGACCACUGACCUCGAAAAGUACAAAACUGAAUUCACUACUCAGGCUGCCGAGGUUAAGAAAUGGGAUGGCGUGCUCAUCGAGAACGGUGACAAGAUCAUGACGCUCUUCACCGAGACUCUAGAGGCGGAAAAGACGCAGGGCCGCAUGGACACUGUUCUGCAACAGCUGGAAAGUGACCAAGAGGAGCUGGGGACGGCGCUCGAUUACUACGAGGCGCAGAUCAAGGAUCUGUUUGAAGCACAGAUGGGUGGUGUCGAGGGCAUGCAGCCGGCUGACCAGGAGCGCGAGAAGGCAUACCAUCUGGCGGAGAAGCUGGAUGACCAGCUGCAGAGCAUGGGCGAGGAGCUUGCGGGAAUGAUUAAGGAUAUUAAUAAGGCUAGCACAACGAUUAAUAAGACCACGAAUGCGGACGAUCCAUUGUCGCAAAUCGUCAAGAUCCUCAACGACCAUCUCAGCAGUCUGCAGUGGAUCGACAGCCACACGACUGCCAUGGCGGAGAAGAUUCAGGAGGCGCAGAAAAAGACAAGAGACGCCGCGGGCGGGAACAUGACUGGCGACGAGGAUUUUUUCCUCAACGCCUCCUAUAGAAGCAUGAGGUAG
Molecule: messenger RNA, 2106 nt
Organism: Morchella sextelata
Lineage: Eukaryota; Fungi; Ascomycota; Pezizomycetes; Pezizales; Morchellaceae
Exons: 2
Coding region: 1-2106 (701 amino acids)
Biological process (GO): protein import into nucleus; RNA export from nucleus
Cellular component (GO): nuclear pore central transport channel; nuclear pore
Molecular function (GO): phospholipid binding; structural constituent of nuclear pore
Source: RefSeq, a predicted model, not a curated record